GAGGCAGGGGUGGACCGAUUGGCGUGGAGGACAUACAAACACUGUCGGUUGUGGCUGCAGGCAUUCUACGCGCCGGGUAUGACCUUGGCUACAACGUGACUGACCCCAACAGUGAAGAACAAAUAGGGUUUAGUGUGCCUGAUAUUACUACGAGGGAUGGCCGCCGCUCCUCCACAGCCGAGGCAUACAUCCGUCCUGCUGCUAUGGCUUACCCUGGUUUGCAUGUGCUCACCAACGCACUGGCGACGAAGGUGUUGCUUGACGAUGAGAGGAACGUGCUUGGUGUUGUCUACGACAAUGGCGGCUCGCUGCACAUGGUCGGCGUGCGGCGGGAGGUGGUCAUAUCGGCUGGGGCAAUCGGGUCACCUAAACUCCUCAUGUUGUCUGGCAUUGGCCCCGCUCACCACCUGCACUACCACAGGAUCCCAACACUGGUUCACUUACCUGGAGUGGGCGCCAACCUGCAUGACCACGUGACAGUGUCUGGCCUCACCUGGACUACACGGCCCGGCACCUCCGUCACCUUCUCGUCACUGCUCAGCGUCAAAACUAUCAAAGAAUACCUCAUCAAGAAGCGAGGUACCCUCGCCACUGCCUUUGGAAUAGACGUGUGCGCGUGGACAGAGUCAGAAGGAGAUGAGCCGCAGUGGCCGGACCUCCAGCACACCUUCUCCUACUUGACCCUCGCCCUGGACCAUGGCUGGGAGGUGGCGCACGUGGCGGGCUACAAAAAGGAGGUGUUCGAGCCGUACUUCUCAGAGGUGGCGGGGCAGGAGGGCUACACCGCCUACCCCGAGGUGCUGCGGCCCAAGAGUCGCGGCACAGUGCGGCUCAGCUCAGGCCACUACGAAGCUCCCCCACUCGUCGACCCCAACUAUCUGAGUCACCCCGACGACCUGCGCUUAUUAAUCAAAGGUAUCAAGUUUGUGAUGGCGGUUGGCAACAGUACGAUUAUGAGAGAAAAUUUUGAUGCUGUUUUCAAUACUCAGCUCCUGCCGGGAUGCGAAGAGGAGCCCCUGUUCUCAGACACCUACUGGGCCUGUUUCGUGAAGAAUAUGGCCACCACAAGCUACCACCUCGUCGGAUCCUGCAAGAUGGGUCCAGAAGAUGAUCCUUUCUCGGUGGUGGAUCAUAGACUCAGGGUGCGCGGAGUGUCUGGGCUGCGGGUGGCUGACGCUUCCAUCAUGCCACUGAUCACCUCGGGCGGCACCAACGCACCCACCAUCAUGAUUGGCGAGAAGGCGGCGGACAUGAUCAAGGAAGACUGGCUUGGGGUGUCUCAAGGCCACCCCGAGCACAGAGUCCCCAGACCAGUCAAUGAACGGCUGGGUGAUAAAACAAGUCCAGUCUUCAUCUUGAUUUCUCUGCGCGCGCGUCUGUUUGUAAAGCUCUCCCGCGUGUUCACUCCUAGAGGAGAAACACGCUUUGAGAAUCCGGCUAAUUAUCUCCGACCUUUGAAAAUAGUCGUGGUGAGAGAGAGAGAAGUGCCCCUGAAUACGAGUCUUGUAAGUGUUAGGUUUGAGAUGAUUUACCGCCUGAGUCGCUUCAUCCCGGGGCUGCUGGUGCGGCUACUCGUGGCUGUGGGUCUCCGCGGCACCAAUGACCACGACUACGAUGCCUCAGACAAGCUCCUCUACCAGUAUGACUUCAUUGUGGUGGGCGGGGGGACUGCUGGUGGGGCUGUGGCGGCGCGGCUGUCGGAGGUGGAGGGUUGGCGAGUAUUGCUGCUGGAGGCUGGAGGACCGCCGCCCCCGGAGAGUGUGGUGCCUGGUCUCAAUGUGGUGUUGAUGCAGAGUGACGCGGAUUGGAGUUACUUCACGGUGCCCCAGAAACACUCUCUCAAAGGUUACGUUGGCAAGUCAUGCCACUUUCCCCUCGGCCGCGCCCUGGGAGGCUCGUCAACUAUCAACUGGAUGAUGUACGUGCGAGGCAACAGGCGGGACUUCGAUAACUGGGAGGCGAUGGGCAACCCGGGCUGGAGCUACGACAAGGUUCUCAAGUACUUCAAGAAAUCCGAAGACUACCGAGGUGUUCGCCGCCCAGACACAGCGUUUUACCGCGGCGUCGGGGGUCCCGCCAGCGUGGAAAACAAGCGCUGGGGAACACCGCUCAUGCACGCUAUCCUGAAGGCAGGCAGGCAGCUCGGGUACGAUGUUGUUGACCCGAACGGACCCGAACAAAUAGGGUUCUCCAUUCCUGACAUGACGACAAGGAAUGGACGUCGGGGAUCCUCAGCUGAAUCCUACGUUCGUCCUGCAGCCUUCCGCCGCUCCAACCUGCACGUGGUGAUGAACGCCCUCGUCACGCAGAUCCUGUUUGACGACCGAAAGCGCGCCAUAGGAGUGAAAUUUGAGCAAUACGGGAAGGUACGCACGGUGCUGGCGCAGAGAGAGGUGGUGGUGUCGGCGGGCGCUGUAGGCUCCCCGAAGCUCCUCAUGCUGUCUGGUGUCGGGCCUGAGGAACACCUGCGGCGCCACAAGAUCCCCGUCGUGGUGAAUCUGCCUGGCGUGGGGGAGAACUUCCAUGACCAUCCUUCCAUCUUCGGCCUCACCUGGACUGUCAAGAAAGGGUCUGACUCCGUGUUUCGUGUAGUCCGUCCCCAAGCAAUCGAGCAGUAUUCGGCACACGGCACAGGGCCCCUGAGUUGUCCCCUGGGCGUGGAGGUGAACGCGUGGGGCCUGUCAGAGGAAGGGGAUCCGUACUGGCCUGAGCUGCAGUACCUAUUUGUGUCCGGAACUCCUGCUUUUGACUACGGGUUGUUUAUCACGGACGGCAUUGGCUACACUAGGGAGCUGUUCAACAAGUACUACAAGUCCUUGAUCGGUCUGCAAGGUUUUACAGUGGGGCCAAUGUUGACUCGCCCUAAAAGUCGCGGCACUAUCAGAUUGAGGUCCCCUGAUCCCAAAGACCCGCCCCUUGUCGACCCUAACUACCUCAGCCACCCCGAUGAUGUGGCCACUCUUGUUCGCGGCAUCAAGUUCGCCCUGACAGUGGGAAACACACCAGCACUUCGGGAGGAAUUAGGUGCCAGAUUUCACAGUCAGCCUCUGCCGGGAUGCGAACGGGAGAUUCCUGGCUCAGACCCGUACUGGGCGUGCUACGUGCGACAUAUGGCCAAGACCACCUGGCAUGCAGUGGGUUCCUGCAAGAUGGCGCCGCCCUCAGACCCUUUCGGCGUGGUGGAUCACACACUCAAGGUGCGCGGGGUUUCCGGGCUGCGGGUGGUGGACGGCUCCAUCAUGCCUCUCGUCACCAGCGGGAACACCAACGCUCCCUGCAUCAUGAUAGGCGAGAAGGGUGCUGACAUGAUCAAGGAGGACUGGGGUGUCUUGCCAGGAUAGAAGUCACACGAAGGAAGCCUCUCUGCUGCCUUGUGAAGGGUCACUACGGCGUCCCUCGUUGUUCAGACGGUCUUGCUGGCACCAGGACAGUCUCGUUAUCUCAUUAGAGCUGGUGAGGACAUGCCUAGGGUGCCGUGCCGUACCAUGCCGUGCCGUGCCUUGCUUUGUCUUGUUUUGCCUGAGCCUGUCAUCACACCCAGAGCUCCGGCCACCGAAAGAUUCUGGGGCCAUAUUCUGAAACGCUUCUACCUACACUGUACUUUCACUACAUUCAAAAGUCUCCAUUUGGUUACAUGUGUUUUCAUGAAUGUUCUUUUUUUUUUUAGUUUCUAUAAAAAGAUUAAUUAGAUUUAUUCAUUACUAAUAGGAGAAAUACUCUUGACAGCUCAGCUAAAUAUUUCUGUCACGGUAAGAGAGGAAGUGUUUCAGAAUAGGUGCUCUGAACAGCGUUUGGCGGGCACGUCACUGACACCCUGUUGAUCUCACCGCCACUAGUCUGUUGAGCUCAGUCUAGAAGUUACUGUAGUUAAACUUGCCUGAGGUCUUCGCGGGAACGAAUAUCAUCCUAGAUAACAACCAAACUCCAUUCCUAACUCAAUCAUCUGAUAACUUGGUUCGUCAGCCUCCCUUAUUUGCAGCCUCCCUUAUUUUGUAAUGGUAUGUUUCUUCCUUUUCACUCGGCUGUCAGGUCCUACCAGUCGCCUCGUAGCCGACACCACCAUCAUCACCACCACCGUCUAGCCACUGCACUGUCUCGUAGGAGUGCAGGUGUUCCCGUGUCAUUCUCAUUACUGCAUUAAACUGUGAUAUAUUUAGUACUCGGGAUCAUAUUCCGAAACACUUCUGUGCCGUUCCCAGUACUUCAAAGGCUCUGGGAACUUGUUACUUUGUAUUUUAAGAUCUUUUUAGUAUUCACGUGACUAAAAAAAACUCCUGAAAACCAAAUAAUAAUCCCUGUGGUUUCUGAGAAUAUUCGACGUGAGAGAGCAGAGCGUUUCUUUGAAUACGGGCAUUACUGUGUAAAGUUUCGGAGAAGAAAAAUAAAGUAGUCUAGCCUUUAAACUUCCUAUAGUCUCAAAGAAAACCAUGUUGAAGGGUAAACGAAUAUAAGAUUUACAGAAGCCAUACUUUAUACACGUGAAGUAAAAUACAUCAUUAUCAUUAUUAAGAAAUAGCUUUGAUUUUCUAGAAUGUUGUCUUAUACAGCUUAUACAUAUGAUUCCGAAGACAACUUUAGAGAAAUAAACAAAAUAAAAAAAAAUACUUGUAAAUGAAAGACGUAAUGUAAUAUAUUCCACAAAUUUACAUCAGUUGUGCAAUUAUAAACGGCAUUGUAUGAUGCCUUCAAAUGAAGGCGAAUGAAAAAUAUAGACUUUU
Messenger RNA from Portunus trituberculatus (swimming crab), 4718 nucleotides. Its product is annotated as glucose dehydrogenase [FAD, quinone]-like. Bases 204 to 3341 code for a protein of 1045 amino acids. The transcript is spliced from 24 exons. Lineage: Eukaryota; Metazoa; Arthropoda; Malacostraca; Decapoda; Portunidae. Gene Ontology annotation, molecular function: oxidoreductase activity, acting on CH-OH group of donors; flavin adenine dinucleotide binding. The record is from RefSeq and is a predicted model, not a curated record.